Molecule: messenger RNA, 4680 nt
Organism: Eimeria acervulina
Lineage: Eukaryota; Apicomplexa; Conoidasida; Eucoccidiorida; Eimeriidae
Exons: 15
Coding region: 1-4680 (1559 amino acids)
Source: RefSeq, a predicted model, not a curated record
AUGCACGGCCAAACCCGCAGCAGGGGUGUUUCCCCUGUAACCCCUUCAAGACAAUGGACGACAGACUUCACAGAGCCCGGCACAAACCUCACGCGCGACAGCGAUGUAUGGUCUGUAAGCACUGCAGCAGAGAGCGGCUUUGCUGCUGAGGGUUUGGCGAAGGGUUUAGGGUUUGCUGCUGAUAAACUAAAGACAGAAGUAGAAGACCUCGUUAGGGGCAUGCAGAGAUAUCAUUACAUUGCAAAUACUCUUGCAGGGGGGCUAGAUAUAGAGAGUUUGCUGCAGGAGGUGCAGCAGAAGACAGCAGCAAAUGUGCUGCUGCAGCAGCAGCGAGUAAAGGAGCGCGGAAGGCUGCAGCUGCAGCUGGUGAAGCUGCGCAGCAGCCUGCAGCAGCAAGAAGCGAAGCAGAAAGAAGCAGCACUCCAGCUAGCAGCUAAAGAGCAAACCAUCACCCGCCUUCAGGCCCAGCUGCGAGCGGCGCAGCAGCGUGCGACGGAGGCUUCUGCCUCUGCAGCAGCAGGUCAGCAGCAGCAGCAGCAGCAGCAGCAGUUGCUGCAGCAGCUGCAGCUGCAGCAGCAGCUGCUGUUGGGUUGCGGUUCUUCCCUUGACAGCCCUAGAGCGAAAACCCUAAACCCUAAACCCUCCAGCAUUGCCGGCUUAGCAGCAGAUUGCGAGGCCCUAGCAGCAGCAGCAGCAUCAGGAGGAGCAGCAGCAGGAGGCCCCGGAGCAGCAGCAGCAGGAGAGGAGCGUCAUGCUGUUGCAGCAGAUGCAGCAGUGCUGCUGCAGCAAGAGCUGAUAGAGAAGGUAGAAGCAAUAAGAGCUGCACCUUCUGAUGUUAGCUUCCCUGCAAUUAAAGAGUGGCUGAAGUUAAACCUCAACGCCUGGAAGGCUUUACAAGCUCCCUUACGAGGGUUUGUCUUAGCAGAGCGGCCUACAGAGAAGGCAGUGCAGCAAUUGCGGCAGCGGCUAGAAGCAGAGAAGACACUGCUCGCUAAAAUACUCAGAGCGCUGCAGCAAGAAACCCUCAAAUUCGUCAAACACAUAUGCGAGACGCCCUGGAAAUAUGAGGAGCAGCAAAAAGAAAAAGAAGCAGCAAAAGCAGAAGCAGCAGCAGCAAAUGCUGCAGCAGAGGCUGCAGCAAAGAAACAGGAAGCAGCAGAAGCAGAAGCAAAAACAUUUGCUGCUGAAGUCAGAAGGCUGCAGCACCAGCUCGCAGAUUCUCUUGCUCAAUUAGAAACAGAAAAGGGGGAGAAAGAAAAGGCGGCAGCAGCAGCAGCAGCAGCAGCAGUGCAGCUGCAGCAGCUGCAAGAUGAAGCUGAAAGGCUGGCUUCAUACGCUGAAGGAAAGCAGCAGGAGACGCAGCAACUAAGAGAUGAUAACAGAGCUCUGGCGCAGUCAUUGAAGGCGGCACAAGAGCAUGUGUUAGCAGCUCGCAGCAGCAGCAGCAGCACAGGAGAACUCGCUCUGCUGCUGCAGCAGCAGGAAGCAGCAAUUGAGAGGGCCUUUCAGAAUCGGCUGCCUUCGCGCUUUGUUGUUAGACCCCGAUCGAAGCGUUGGGGGUUCAGCAGCAGCAGCAGCAAACUGCUGCUGCGGCGUCGCAGCAGAAAAGCAGCAACACUUACCCACCGCAGCAGCAGCAGCAGCAGCAACAGCGGUAGUAGUAGUAUAAGCAGCAGCAGCAGCGGGGGAAGACACAAACGGAAGCAGCACAGACACCAACAUCGCAGCAAGCAGCAGCAGCAGCAAGUGCAGCUGCAACUCCAGCAGCAGCAGCAGCAGCAGCAGCAGCAGCAGGAACUGCUGUCUCCCUCAGACCGCAGUUUGUCUGUAAGCACCGAGUUUAUAUGCGGCUUAGAGACGAUGCUGUCUUCUGCUGUCGGGGGUUUGAGGAGAAUUGAGUUGCUGCAGCAGCAAGCAGCAGCAGCAGCAGCAGCAGAAGCAGCAGAAACAGGGCAUUGGGACAAACAGACAGCGCAGCAGCUAAGCUACCUAGAGGAGGCCCUCCGCAGCAUUGCAGCAACAGCAGAGAGCCUCAACAACUUCCUUCCUCUGCGGCAGCAGCAACAAGAGCAGCAGCAAGAGCAGCAGCAAGAGCAGCAGCAGCAGCAGCAGCAGCAAGAGCAGCAGCAAGAUGUCUCUCAACGGUCUCUUUCUACAGGAGAACUCUCGGAAGUAGGGCGGGUAGAGGCGCGUCUUCAUGAGGCUUCUUCUUUGCUGCUGGCAGUCGAGGCGGCGCUGCUGCCUUCGGGCUGCAGCAACCAGCUGCAGCAGCAGCAAGAGCAGCAGCCGCAGCAACAGGAUCCGCAGCAGCUGUUGCUGCAGCUGCAGCAGCAGCAGCAGCAGCAGCAGCUAAAUUCCAAGGCAGCGAUCGAUGCACAAACUGCAGCGCUUCGUCAACAGAAUGCGGCGCUUCAGUGUGAAUUGCAGCAGCUGCAGCAGCAGCUUCAAGAGGUGCAGCAGCAGCAGCAGGAGACGCAGCAGCUGCGGGUUGUGCUGCCAGCAGGAGCAGCAGGUGAUAAGGCGUUGCUGGAGACAAAACAAACACAAAUAGAGCUACAAAGAAUCAAACAUAUUAAUGAAAUGCAGCAAAAAGAAUCCAAGCAUGCGGAGAUGCUGCUGCAGCUUCAGAUGGCGCAUGAACAGCAAAUACAAGCGCUAGAGAACCGUCAGAAGAUUGCGCUAGCCGAGGCUGAGGCUGCUGCAGCGCAGCAAAUAGCAGCGCUGGAAUUACAAAUAAAUAAAUUAAAGUGCGAUCAGCACAAACAAUACAAACUACAAGCAGAAGCAGAAGCAGAAGGUGCCGACAGUUUGCUGCGUCAGUUAAAGGAAGCUCAAGAGCAGCUGCAGCAGCAGCAGCAGCAGCAUGAAGCUGCGGUACGAGAGCUGGAGCAGCAGUUUGCUGCUGAGCAGCAGCAGCUGCUGCAGCGGCUGCAGCAGCAGCAGGAGAAGGAGCUGCAGCAGCAGAAGCUGCUGCAGCGCAUGCGUGAGGGAGACCUUAAAGCAGAUAUAAGAAAAAGAGAGCAGCAAACCGAAGCAAGGAUUCGUCAAGAAAGAGAGUUAGCAGAUGCAGCAAUAAAAAAAGCAAACGAAGCUCACCAGAAGGCGCUUGAAGAGCUUCGUUUAGAGUAUUUGCUGCAGCUGCAGACGCUGAAAGACGAUCAAAGACUACAGCAAAAAAGAGCGGAGGAAAGCCACAAAACAGCAAAACGCAAAGAAGAAGCAGAAGCUGAACGCGCCUUUGAACAGGCCCUAAACAAAAAAAACCAAGAGAUUCAGCUGCUGCAGCUGCAGCACAGCAACGAGUUGCAGCAGCUGCAGGCUUCUCAUGAAGCAGCAAUUUGCUGCUUGCGGAGGGACUUCGAUUUGGAGUUGCUGCAGCAGCAGCGCAGCGCAGCAGCAGAAGCAGCAGCAGCAGCAGCAAAAUCAGAGGAGACACUUAAAGCUGCUGCUGAUUCCUUUGCUGCUAAAUUAAAACAAGCAGAAGCAAAACUACAGGAAAGACUUCAAGAAGCUCAGCAACAAGCAGCAGCAGACAGAGAGGCCCUCAUACAAACGCAUACGGAGCGUACGGGGCGUUUAAUGGAGCGUGUUGUUGCUGCUGAGAAGCAGCAGAUAGAGCAGCAGCAGCAGCAGCAGCAGCAGGUGUUUGCGUUGCGGCGGGAGAUAGAAGAGCUGCAGCGGCAGCAGCAGCAGCAGCAGCAAGAAGCAGCAGAACUCAAGCGAGAAAGAGAUAUGGAGAUAGAAAUCAGAGACUCUCUUGCGCAGCAGCUGUUUUUGCUGCAGCAGCGAGCAGCAAAACAAACAACAGAUAGGGCAUGCCAAGCAGCAGCAACAGCAGAAGCUGCUGCUGCUCAAGUAGACCCGCUGGUGCUGCAGUAUCUGCAAGACUGCGAGUCCAACAUGCUGCAGCAGCAGCAGCAGCAACAGCAGCAGCUGCAGCUCCAGCUGCCGCAGCAGCACCAGCUACAAUCUCCUUUUACGCCUACUGCAGCAGCAGAAACAGCAGCAGCAGCAGCAGCAGCAAGGCGCAGAACUGUCUCCAUCGGCACCCCCGCUUCGCGAGGAAGCAGCACCGCAUCACCGCUGCAGCAGCAACAGCUGCAGCAGCAAGAGGAAGAGCUGCUGCCAGCAAGCAUGCAGCAGCAGCAAGAAGAUUUAGCUGCUAGAAUACAGCGGAUUGCAGAAAGAGCGAAGGCGGGCCCCUACACCUCGCAGCGUGGUGCUGCAGCAGAUGGUGCAGCACCGGUAGCUGCUGCAGCUGCUGCUGCAGCGGCUGCUGCUGCUGCAGCUGCUGCUGCGGCUGCUGCAGCAGGGAGCAGCAGCACAAGCAGCAGCAGCAGCAGCGGGCCUCUGCAGCAGGCAGCAAAUCCUUUGCGCUUGUUUCGCUUGGAAGAGACGCAACAGCAGCAGCAACACCCUGGCUGUUCUCCUCCUCUAAGCACCCCAACACCAGCAGCAGCAGCAGCAGCAGCAGCAGCAGCAGCAACUCCAACAGCAGCAGCAGCAGCAACAGCAGCAGCAGCAGCAGCAGGCCCUCUGAGGGAGUUUUCGUCCCCUCUCGCCUCCGCCAGAAGCGCACACUCUACCGCCAAUCGGACGCAUGAAGUAAGACACACAAUGCAGCAGCAGCAGCAGCAGCAGCAACAACAGCAGCAGCAGCAACUGCAGCAGCAACUGUAA